CCGUCUUCUGGCACGGGAGAAGCCGGGAAGGACAAAGAUCAUAAAACAGCACAUGGUUAUCUUUGUCCCCCUUGGAUGGUAUAAAUGUUUUUAGUGUUCUGGGCUGACUGCGUGUGUUCUGCUCGAUGUAUUAAUUUUAUCGGGAGAAGCGUGUCGGAACUUGCUGCGAGUAGCGAAAAUACUUUCCGUUGUUAAGGUAUGGGUUGUAUUUUACUCAUUUGUGGCUAUUUUCGCAGUCAGGCUUUGCUCAUGCUCCAUUGACAGUCAGAUGUGCCGAAUAAAAAGCGACACGAAAUCGCGUCUUAAACUUUGUGAUGUCGGAGAAGCAAACCAAGCACUUGUUAGUUCUGUAUUGAGCUGCUCUUUUUGUUUACAGAGUGAAAUCAGGAAUAACCGUGGUAGGGGAAAGGAAUUUGGGAAGGAUCCUGUGCUGUUUUUAGGGGGAGGGGAACGACUCUGAGUUUCAGGUGGGAGUCUGGGUGCUUUGUUCCAUUAGGGUCAUGGGUCGUAAGAAAGCAUGCAGUCAUCUGACCUCUGUGGAAAUGCUGCUCAUCUGCCUCUUCGUACUAAUGACCGGGGUCUCUGUCAGCCUCAUCGUCGUUUUGGCUGUGAAACUGACUUCCGACGCACCUGUGGAAGACUUGAAGCCUAUUCCUACGCCCACCUGGACGCCCAGUGAGAAUUCCUUUGUCAUUGGCGUUGGCCGAGCAGAUUGUACGGGACCCGUUGGGGAGGUUCCACUGAUGGGCUACGCCAAUUUGGACCAGACUGCUGGAGGAAUCCACACUCGCCUCUUCAGCCGAGCCUUCAUUGUGGAUGACGGGAGCAGACGGGUGGUGUUUGUGAGCGCGGACAUAGGGAUGGUCUCCCAGAGGCUGCGGCUGGAGGUACUGAAGGAGCUCACGGCCAAAUAUGGUGACCUUUACAGACAGGAUAACGUGGUCCUGAGUGGGACUCACACACACUCUGGCCCGGCUGGGUACUUCCAGUACACAUUGUUCAUGAUUACCAGCAAAGGCUACAUAAAGCCCUCUAUCGAAGCCCUCGUCAACGGCAUUGUGAAGAGCAUCGACAGGGCUCACCAAAAUAUGAAGCCCGGGAGAAUCUUCAUGAACAAAGGGGAGAUCCAAGGGAGCAACUUGAAUAGAAGUCCACAGGCAUACCUGAACAACCCUGCAGAGGAGCGUGGCAGGUAUAAAUCCAACACUGACAGCCAGAUUGUUGUUCUGAAGUUUACAGAUAUGGAUGGAGAUGGAUUGGGAGCUCUCAGCUGGUUUGCUGUUCAUUCUGUCAGUAUGAACUUAACCAAUCGUAUGGUGAGUUCGGACAACCUGGGGUACGCCUCCUACCUGUUUGAGCAAGAGAAAAAUCCUAGUUCCCUACCUGGACAGGGGCCGUUUGUGGCAGCCUUCUCCUCUAGCAAUGAGGGAGACGUUACUCCAAAUACCAAAGGUCCUUACUGCGUCAACACGGGAGAGUCAUGUGACUAUCUCAACAGUUCCUGUCCUAUUGGUGGAACUAAGAUGUGCGUCGCUCUGGGACCAGGAACAGACAUGUUUGAAAGCACAAGGAUUAUUGGAGAAAGCAUGUAUAAUAAGGCAAAGGAACUGUACAGUAACAUGCAUCAGGAAUUGCAUGGGGCUGUCCACGGGGCGCACCAGUGGGUUAAUAUGUCAGAUGUUACGGUUCAGAUCAACACCACACACACGGGAAAAACCUGCAAACCUGCUCUGGGCUACAGCUUCGCAGGUGGGACUAUUGACGGAGGUGGUGACCUCAAUUUCACGCAGGGGAUGGUGGAGGGGGAUCCGUUCUGGGACGGCAUCCGAGACGCACUGCUGGGAGUGCCGUCGAAUGAGACCCGUAAAUGCCACAGUCCCAAACCCAUCCUCUUCAACACUGGAGAGAUGAAGAAGCCUCUCCCAUGGCAUCCCGAUAUCGUGGACGUCCAGAUCAUCACCAUCGGCUCCCUUGCUAUCGUGGCCGUACCUGGAGAAAUGACGACAAUGUCAGGAAGAAGGAUCAGGGAGGCAGUGAAGCAGGAAAUGGAGAAGAGCUCCACUUUUGCCAAUGCGGAGGUUGUGAUCGCUGGACUGUCGAAUGUCUAUACGCACUAUAUCACCACCUACGAGGAAUAUCAGAUCCAGCGAUACGAGGGGGCGUCCACCAUUUAUGGCCCUCAUACUCUCUCAGCUUAUAUUCAGUGUUACAGAGGUCUGGCCAAGGCCAUCGCUGAGGGUAAGGUUGGUGAGCUUCCCAGAGGUCCUGAGCCCCCGUUCUUUGCAGAGAACCAGCUCAUCUCCUUGUUACCUGCUAUCAUGCCGGACAAAGCACCCCCCAACUCCACGUUCGGGGAUGUCUUGGAGCAGGUUAUGCAGAACUACAGACGGGGGGAGGUUGCGUCUGUGACGUUUGUCAGCGGAAAUCCCCGGAACUCAGGAGACAUGAGGGAGAAGACGUUCGUCACUGUGGAGAAGUAUGACAACAAAACACAGAUGUGGGAAAUAGUCCAAACAGAUGCCUCGUGGGAGACAAGGUUUCACUGGGUGAAGGGCAAAAAUCAGCUGAGCAACGCCACCGUGGAGUGGCAUAUUCCCCCUGCCGCUCUGCCCGGAUCCUACCGAAUCCGCCAUUUCGGCCAUUUUAAGAAGAUGGUAGCCCUGAAACCUGUUGUAACCCCCUAUGAGGGAACAUCAGAUAUGUUCGAGGUCUCCUAGAAGAAGUCGUCUUGAAAGCACUCUUUAGGUAAAAACAUGUACAUUAGUUACGUCGUUUUUCAUCUUGUAAUUCUGAUUAAAAAUAACGGAAUGUGAAA
Molecule: messenger RNA, 2815 nt
Organism: Paramormyrops kingsleyae
Lineage: Eukaryota; Metazoa; Chordata; Actinopteri; Osteoglossiformes; Mormyridae
Gene: asah2
Product: N-acylsphingosine amidohydrolase 2
Biological process (GO): ceramide catabolic process; long-chain fatty acid biosynthetic process; sphingosine biosynthetic process
Cellular component (GO): extracellular region
Molecular function (GO): N-acylsphingosine amidohydrolase activity
Source: RefSeq, a predicted model, not a curated record